This is a messenger RNA of Pocillopora verrucosa, 1290 nucleotides long. RefSeq lists its product as uncharacterized. The record is from RefSeq and is a predicted model, not a curated record. Lineage: Eukaryota; Metazoa; Cnidaria; Anthozoa; Scleractinia; Pocilloporidae.
AAGAGCAGCACACAGAAAGCGAAUAUCAGAGAGUCGUGUUGGAUUCAUUCGUAUCGCUGAUCGUGGUCACGAAGAACGAUAAAGAUGGCAAAUAAUGUGACGGGAAUCUUUCUUCGAAAAGAAGUCGAGGAACUGCGUAAAAAAGGCGAAGACUGGGGUCUCAGCAAAGAACAAAUUGACGAAGCGAUUCUUCGAGCACUCGGAGAAAGAUCUUCCUCAGAUUCUAAGAAUGGAGGCAAAACCAAGGCAAAGAAACGCAGUUGUUUCAGUGUCUGUUUAAAGGUUACAGUGUUCGUGAUGCUGUUGCCCAUUUUUCUCUACACUGCACUUACAGUGAUUUCUGUAACAAACUCAUCCUUUGCACUGUACAUUGGGCAAUUGACUGCUGAUUACCAGUAUCCACUGCAACGUAUGAUUCGUUUCGUGGUGUUACCCCUGCAUCAGUUCUAUGACUUUACAAAACUGGGUGCUUGGGACUGCAUGGUUGACAACCCUUUGUAUGUUCCAGAAAAACCUGAUUGUGUACUAUGCAGUGAUGUGAAGACAAUUGCCAGCCGAGCCAGUGCAAAUCUGACCAAAGCUGCCUUCAAGAAGCGAUUUUAUGAUACUGCGUCACCUGUUGUGGUGAGGGACAUGCCUGGUUAUGGUGAUACUGAGCACAGUUUUGAAAAAUUCAUGGAAUUUUAUCAUACCCAUCAAGCAGCUCUGGAGGAGGAUACAUGCGAGUUCAGGAAAAAUGGAGUUAAUAAUGAAUCACUCCAAAAUAUAGCAGAAUUUCUUGGGAACUGGAAACAUUACCAGCCCAAUGGAGAAAUAAUAGGGUGGAAAGUUUGCUAUGGACAGGGCUUAAGAUUGUUACGAUCCAUGUUUCCUCGCCCUUACUGUAUCCAUAGUGAAGGUGCUUUGGACAAAUGGGUGUAUCUCUUACAACCAGCCCAUGAAAUAACAGAAAGUUCCACUCAGCCAAUGAUAAUGACAGAGGUGGCACAAGGCACGUUUGACAAUGUGUGGAUGGCCCAAGUCACUGGUUCAGCACAUGUGGUUCUUGAGCCAGUCGAGGACUGUGAAGACAAGUGUGAGAAGUUUGAGUUUACACUGAAGCAAGGAGAUGUCUUUUUCUUCUCCCAGCAUACUUGGGUGGUCAAUUUUCAGAAUCAAGGGAAGGAACCUGCGAUGAUCUUCACCUCUUCAUUUGCAUGAAAUAAUGCCUGACGUAAUGCUCGUGUGUUGGUGAAACAAGUGAUAUGUUCAGUGAGAAUAGCUACGGUUAAAAUAAAGAAAUGAAAAUUU